AUGUCGCGUAGUCCGGAUCCAGUAGAAUCUCAACCAACCGAAAUUUUUACGUGGCUUAGAGAAGGGUAUGCUCAUAAAAGUGCCGAAGUUGGAUAUCUUGCCGCCGAAGCUGAUCGAUUGAAAUGGUUAUAUGAUCAAAGUGUUCAUCAAGUUUCACUUCUCAAAACUGAAAUUGAAAAGUUGACAAAGAAAUUGGAAGAUAAUGGAAUUAAGAAGGACAACCAUGCGGAUAAUGAACCUUCAAAGAGGCGUCAAUUAAAUAAUAAUAAUAAUAAUAAUAAUGGAAGAGGAGGAGGAGGACGUUUUCAGAAUAGACAUCAAAAUUACAUUUUUAAUAAUUUGAGAAGAAAAGUAUCACAAAAUGGAUUAAUGUCGAAAGCUAGUACGAAUAGUGAUAAUCAUAAAGAUAAUUAUAGUGGAGAAGAAAGUGAAGAUAACGAUUCUUGA
Molecule: messenger RNA, 447 nt
Organism: Diversispora eburnea
Lineage: Eukaryota; Fungi; Glomeromycota; Glomeromycetes; Diversisporales; Diversisporaceae
Source: the annotation of a GenBank genome assembly